Arabis nemorensis is the source of this 1059-nucleotide messenger RNA. NCBI's taxonomy places the organism in Eukaryota, Viridiplantae, Streptophyta, Magnoliopsida, Brassicales, Brassicaceae. The record is from the annotation of a GenBank genome assembly.
AUGGCGACAUCGUUUUCUAAAAUCCUAACCAGAUCGAACGCUCACAGCCACAGGUGUUCUACUACGGCCAGUAUCUCUACCUCUCCGAGACAAUUCUGGUCACGACACUUCUCCGUCGUCGCCGACUCUUCCUUCUCUAGCUCCGCCGUGCUUGGUAGCCAACAACCUAGUUCUUCAGCUCCACCGCAAGAUAACAAACGAGGGUCGAAGUGGACACAACUGCUCUUGUUCUUGCCUGGAGCGAUUACAUUCGGCCUCGGGUCAUGGCAGAUAGUCAGAAGGGAAGAAAAGAUCAAAACACUGGAGUACCAACAGCAACGGUUGAACAUGGAACCAAUGAUGCUAAAUACAGAACAUCCCCCUGAUAAGAAUCUGGAUACCUUAGAAUUUAGACGGGUUAGUUGCAAAGGUGUGUUUGAUGAGCAAAGGUCUAUCUACUUGGGUCCACGGUCUAGGUCCAUAUCGGGAGUGACUGAAAAUGGAUUCUAUGUCAUCACACCUCUAAUGCCCAUCCCGAUUGACCUGGAUAGCAUGCAGUCGCCUAUUCUGGUGAACCGCGGAUGGGUUCCUCGAAGUUGGAGAGAAAAGUCAGCAGAAUCCACAGAUGCUGACGUUGUUACAAACCAGUCAACAGAAGCUAAAUCACCCUCCGAUGAACAAAAUUCAUGGUGGAAAUUUUGGUCCAAGACGCCAGUGAUUACCAAGGAGCAUGUAUCCGCGGUGAAGCCUGUAGAAGUCGUUGGUGUGAUCAGGGGAGGGGAGAACCCGAGUAUAUUUGUUCCAGCCAAUGAUCCAAGUACUGGGCAAUGGUUCUAUGUAGACGUUCCUGCAAUGGCUCGAGCCAUAGGUCUUCCUGAAAGCACAAUCUAUGUAGAGGACGUUCAUGAAGACAUAGAUCGGAGUAGACCGUAUCCUGUCCCCAAAGACAUCAACACUUUGAUCCGUAAUAAAGUUAUGCCACAAGACCAUCUCAACUACUCAAUAACAUGGUACUCUCUCUCCGCUGCUGUCACUUUCAUGGCUUACAAGAGGCUCAAGCCAAAGUCUGCCCGCAGAUAA